This is a messenger RNA of Lepisosteus oculatus (spotted gar), 1943 nucleotides long. It is a transcript of the gene lamp5, whose product is annotated as lysosomal associated membrane protein family member 5. The record is from RefSeq and is a predicted model, not a curated record. Gene Ontology annotation, molecular function: protein binding. Gene Ontology annotation, biological process: establishment of protein localization to organelle. Lineage: Eukaryota; Metazoa; Chordata; Actinopteri; Semionotiformes; Lepisosteidae. Gene Ontology annotation, cellular component: plasma membrane; late endosome membrane; lysosomal membrane.
CACGGCUCAGCACACACAUUACAGCACCGCAUUACGAGCACACGUCGGAACUAGUGCUCUGCCACACAACAGCAGCAACCUUUUCCAUGACGGAUAAUAUUCCCAAACCUCGGCUGCGGUAGUGGGCGAUGGAAAAAAGCUUUUCAGAAAUAGCUGCCGUCGUAUUCUUCAUGAAACAACUUAGAAUAAGUUCCCUUUUCAUAACGCCUCCUUAAAUCACGCCACAGCUCCUCGUCUGCACUCUGUGGGCAUUUGUAGAACUGCUUCAGCACCGAGUUAGUUUUUUUUUUCUCUUAUUGCAACCAGUCUUGACUGUAUCAGUCCUCUGUUUAUCGCUACAGUAGACUAAAAUGCUGCAAGCAUAAGUGUUGCUUUAAGUAUACCUGUGUUUUAGCUGCACUUGCAAUGAACUGAACAGUUCCCCUCGCGGUCGCCGGAGAUCACGUUUGUCACUCUUUUGAGAUUUUAAGAGACCAGGCUCUCAUCUCGAUUCUUGGAUUUCAAUCUACAGAAGAAUGGAGCUCGCCAGAUUCAGGACCAUGGAUAGCACUCGAGUUCUGCUUUGUAUUUUUAACUUUCUGUUUGGAGUUGUAUCAGAGCAAGAAGUUGAAAAUCUUUCAGGAUUGUCUAACAACCCCAACAAAGAUAUAUUUGUGGUUCGAGAGAAUGGGACAACAUGUUUGAUGGCAGAGUUCGCUGUCAAAUUAGUCGUCCCCUAUGAUGUCCUGGCACUCAACGGAAUAGAUCUGAUUACAGAACAAGCGCAAAUCACACUUCCCCGUGGGGCUGAGAUUAAAGGUAAAUGCGGGAGUACAGAAGCCGAGCUUCAGAUUUCUUGGUUAAGUGACGCCUACACUUUACGCCUGUUUUUCAUUAAGGAAGCACAUAACCUGUCGAAAUGGCAAGAUGUUUUGUGGAAGAUCAACAAAAUUCAAUUCGUUUACGACACUUCUGAACAGACGCAUUUCAACAAUGCUUAUAAUCCUGGGAAGCACACUGCGAGCUCGCACCGCCUGUCCGCCCUGGUGACUCCAGCAGGACUUUCUUAUGUGUGCCAGGCCCCGCAGACUCUUUCGCUCAUCUCCAGUGAUCAUCAGAAAGGAGUAACAAUCUCGAUGUCUGACAUCCAGAUCCAGCCAUUUGACAUAAAGAGCAACUUCAUGUUCAGUGAAGCCUAUAAAUGUAUUACUGACCAGAGGGAACAGCUAGAGGAGACCUUGCCGUUGAUUCUGGGAAUAAUUCUGGGAAUUGUCAUUGUAAUUACUCUUUCUGUCUAUCAUAUCCAUCAAAAAAUGACUGCAAAUCAACCACAGCUUCCAAGAGACAGAUCACUGUAUAAGAAUAUGUGAUGACGUUUAAUAUUGUUAAAGAAAAUGAAAGUUAACAGUACAUUUUCUUUCAUAGGAAUGGUAAUUUAUUUACAGAGUUCUUGAGUUAAGGUACAAAUAUGAUUAGUUUUAAUUUGAAAGUUACAGGUAUUAUAUCCAUGAUUUUAAUUAAACUGGAGAAUCUAUCAAACAAGCCAUUCAAAAAACAUGAAGCACAAUCUUUAAUAUGCUAAAGUAUUUAUUUUAAUGCUGCAUUUAUUAUUAUGCAUUUUUUACAUUGUUUUCCUUGCUUUAGACAAUAUAUGCUUUCUUUACAGUAUGAAGUGCACCAUUAAUUACUUUGAAUGUAUAAAUAUGUAAAAUGUGUAAAUAAACUUAUAGAAACCAUAAGUUAAACAUUUAAUUUUCUCUGUAGUGUAUGCUUUUGGCUGGGGUAGUGCAAAAUGUGUAUUUACAGCAUAAUAUUGCAUAAGAGGAAAAAAAUAUUUAUGUCACGACUUUAAAGUAAACAUUUGCAUCAGGAGAAUUAACUUAAUAGAACUGAUGAACUUUUGAUUGAAUUUAAGAAAAAUGUGAAAUGUUCUAUUUAACAAAAUAAAUUAAUGUAACUCAUUU